This is a messenger RNA of Megalops cyprinoides (Indo-Pacific tarpon), 910 nucleotides long. RefSeq names its product LYR motif containing 1 (gene lyrm1). Gene Ontology annotation, cellular component: mitochondrion. Lineage: Eukaryota; Metazoa; Chordata; Actinopteri; Elopiformes; Megalopidae. The transcript is spliced from 7 exons. The record is from RefSeq and is a predicted model, not a curated record. The coding region runs from base 135 to 503 and encodes 122 amino acids.
CAGGAGGUGAAGAAAGGAGAGCUAACGUUAGUUUGCUGGUCUAGCUGGAUGUUCUGUGUGGACGAAUCAUUUGCAGGGUCAUCAGUGACAACUCUCAGCCGAGCACCCAACACUCCAGUUUAACUGUGUGCCAGAUGACGGCUGCCACAAGGCAGGAGGUUCUCUCGCUGUACCGACGAGUACUGCGCAUUGCUCGUAGCUGGCAGGCGCAGUCUGCCCUGCCACAGGAUACGAAGAGUGAGAGGGACUACAUAGCUCAGGAGGCAAGGACCCUGUUCAGGCAGAACCAGCAGGUGACUGAUCCAGAAUCAAUCAAGAAAUGCAUAGAAGAAUGCCGGGCAAGGAUAGAAAUUGGGCUGCAUUACAGGAAUCCAUAUCCAAGGCCGACAUACCUUCCUCCUAUGGGACUUGCCACUCAGAAAGGGAGAAAGCUGCGUGCCCAGGAGAGGUUGAGGAAGCAGGCCAAGCCCAUUUACUUAGAGUCACAUGAUGAGACAUCCUGACAUGUAACAGGUCAGGGUCGGUAUGCUGUGAAAAGGGUAUGAGUCAGAGGAUAGUGUGCUCAGAGACAGCUGUGAAGGACAAUGUGAAAGUGAUGGGAACUAUCACACACAAGCUUUUCUCCGAAUGGUUGUCCUCACAGCAACAAUGGCAUAGUGGUAGUGACCCACGGUGAAGAAGCUGUCUGGCACUUCAGUCUCUUGUUGCUACUGAGGAGCUGAUUCUCUCUACUCUCAGUGUAAAAAUCUUUAAUAUUAUUCACACAAGUAAACUUCAGUGUUCAUGGAAACGUUUUGGAGCUGUCAAAUACAUCACCAGUUUGUACUAUACACAGUCCCUUCCUCUGCCACAUUUUACAAGAAUGUGAGUAAUGAUUAAUGUCUUACUGUCAAUAUAUAUGUUUUGUCAU